CCUCUUCAGCCCUCCACCCAAACAGCCUUCUCAUUAGGCGUGUGUGCGCGUGCUCUCCUCUUCAGCCCUCCACCCAAACAGCCUUCUCGUUAGGCGUGUGUGCGCGUGCUCUCCUCUUCAGCCCUCCACCCAAACAGCCUUCUCAUUAGGCGUGUGUGCGCGUGCUCUCCUCUUCAGCCCUCCACCCAAACAGCCUUCUCAUUAGGCGUGUGUGCGCGUGCUCUCCUCUUCAGCCCUCCACCCAAACAGCCUUCUCAUUAGGCGUGUGUGCGCGUGCUCUCCUCUUCAGCCCUCCACCCAAACAGCCUUCUCGUUAGGCGUGUGUGCGCGUGCUCUCCUCUUCAGCCCUCCACCCAAACAGCCUCCUCAUCGGGCGUGUGUGCGCGUGCUCUCCUCUUCAGCCCUCCACCCAAACAGCCUUCUCAUUAGGCGUGUGUGCGCGUGCUCUCCUCUUCAGCCCUCCACCCAAACAGCCUCCUCAUUGGGCGUGUGUGCGCGUGCCCGCCGGCAGUCCUACUCUUCGAUGCAUGGGAGUUUGAGGUUUUCCGCCGCCGAGCAGCCGUCUGGGCAGAACCAUUUGCAUUAUGGCUUCGGGUCAAGAAAAGAACCGUCGGCGUGUCAAACAGCUUUUGGGGAAACCUGGGAAUGGAAGGUGUGCGGACUGCGGAGCUGCAGAUCCGGAAUGGGCGUCCUACACUCUGGGAGUGUUCGUGUGUCUCAGCUGCUCCGGCCUUCACAGAAACAUCGUUCAGAUCAGCAAAGUGAAAUCUGUCCUGCUGGAUCCCUGGAGCUCCUCUGAGCUGGAGUUCAUGGACUCUGUGGGUAACAAUGCUGCCAAGGCCACAUUUGAGCAGAUAGUUCCGGCCUUCUACUACUGCCCGACCCAGAAAGACUGCAUGCUGCUGCGAGAACAAUGGAUCCGAGCCAAGUACGAGAGGAAGGAGUUCCAGCGCGUGGAGAGGCAGGAGCCUUACUCGGCAGGCUACAGGGAGGGGUUUCUAUGGAAACGAGGUAGGGACAACGGGCAGUACCUCAGCCGGAACUUUAUUCUGUCCGAACGGGAAGGUGUUUUAAAGUACUUCAACAAGCACGAUGCCAGAGAGCCCAAAGCAAUAAUGAAGAUCAAUACUGUGAAUGCCACUUUCCAGCCAACAAAAAUCGGCACCUCCCAGGGCCUGCAGAUAACUUAUUUAAAGGACAACAGCACUCGGAAUAUCUUUGUUUACCACGAGGAUGGAAAGGAAAUGGUGGACUGGUUCAAUGCCAUCAGAGCAGCCAGGUUUCACUACCUUCAGGUGGCUUUUCCUGGAGCAUCCGUCUCUGACUUGUUGCCAAAGCUAACCAGGAACUACAUAAAGGAGGGUUUCAUGGAGAAGACUGGUCCAAAACACACUGAGGGCUUCAAGAAGAGAUGGUUCACGAUGGAUGACAGGAGGCUCAUGUAUUUCAAAGAUCCACUGGAUGCUUAUGCGCGAGGCGAGGUGUUCAUCGGCUGUCAGGAAAACAGCUACACCGUGCUUCCCGGCCUCCCCCCAAACACCCAAGGCUACCAUUGGCAGUUUGGGAUUACCAUCGUGACCCCAGACAGGAAGUUUCUAUUUGCCUGCGAGACGGACGAGGAUCAGAAAGACUGGAUCGCAGCUUUUCAGACCGUCAUCGACAGGCCGAUGCUGCCUCAGGAGUAUGCAGUAGAGGCCUAUUUUAAGCACAAACCAUGACUGUCUUAGUGCUUGAAGAUCUGUUGCAGGGACUGAAGCUGGACAAAGAGAAGGACCUGAGAUACGUACUUGAUAUCUCAUAAUGGAAGUCUUUAUUAUGACUUAAGUGUGUCAGAGAAAGGUGAGAUAGUUACCAUUCCCACAGUGACGUCUCCAGACCCGUUCCUUGGGGAGUCCGAAUCACCCCUAAGCUCAUGAAUGUUGGCCUAACUCCCCCCAUCCGUGUCGUGGUGUUACUUACAUACCUGGAAGAGGUCUGGCAUCCUGACCUGGAUGUUUUGAAGGAAUCAGAAUUGUUGCUGCUCAGAUGUCAAAAGAUGUUUUCCUCUGUUUUCAGUAAUAUAAUAAGUAUGCAGACAAUGCAUUUAUUUUUUUAACCUAAAACUUGCUAAUAUGUAGCUAAUUUGCCAAGCACUGAGGGUAUAAUAAUAAUGUUAACUGGUUUGUGAAAUGUUUAUGAUUUAAGAAUUGGCUUGCAUUCCUUUGUGUCUGUGUAUGAAGAGAGUGAUCCACUUGGUGGUGUAAGUUAACCAGCAGAUGGAGGCAGAGGAGGAGUUGAACUCCCAUGAGCCUCUCUGGACUCACCGGGUAGUCAAGUAAAGGGAGAAUCUGCAUGAAUGAAACUGAAAUGUUGUCACUAUUAAAUGGGUUAAAGCCACA
This is a messenger RNA of Cyclopterus lumpus (lumpfish), 2378 nucleotides long. RefSeq names its product arf-GAP with dual PH domain-containing protein 1-like. Bases 585 to 1718 code for a protein of 377 amino acids. The transcript has 11 exons. Gene Ontology annotation, molecular function: phosphatidylinositol bisphosphate binding; GTPase activator activity. Gene Ontology annotation, cellular component: intracellular membrane-bounded organelle; plasma membrane. Gene Ontology annotation, biological process: positive regulation of GTPase activity. The record is from RefSeq and is a predicted model, not a curated record. NCBI's taxonomy places the organism in Eukaryota, Metazoa, Chordata, Actinopteri, Perciformes, Cyclopteridae.